Saccostrea cuccullata (small rock oyster) is the source of this 1358-nucleotide messenger RNA. Its product is annotated as unconventional prefoldin RPB5 interactor 1-like. The transcript has 9 exons. Gene Ontology annotation, biological process: negative regulation of phosphatase activity; negative regulation of transcription by RNA polymerase II. The record is from RefSeq and is a predicted model, not a curated record. Bases 114 to 1352 code for a protein of 412 amino acids. Lineage: Eukaryota; Metazoa; Mollusca; Bivalvia; Ostreida; Ostreidae. Gene Ontology annotation, molecular function: chromatin binding; phosphatase inhibitor activity; transcription corepressor activity.
GGUUUCCUGUGUUUACUUUCUGUUUGCCUGUCACACGCAAAAUUGAGAAAUUUAAAAAAUAAAAGAAAGGUUUAACAAUAUAUAGCGACCAAAGAAUCCUUUGGUUAAAAAGCAUGGAUCUUAAACACAUUAAAAGACUUGAAGAGGAACAAAAACUUGCUCUUUUUGAAACUGAUAGAAAAAUUAAACAAUGGGAAACAUUCAGAUCUGACUAUGAGGCACUGAAGAAGCGACUGACAACAUUGCCAGAUAAGACUAAGCACGAUGUCAUGGUACCAUUUGGGCCUUUGGCUUUUAUGCCUGGGCAACUGGUUCAUACAAAUGAGAUACUUGUGUUGCUAGGAGAUAACUGGUUUGCUGAGAGAUCUGCCAAACAGGCAACGGAGAUCAUAGGCAGAAGAAUAACGACUGUGCAAAAACAAAUUGAUGAUCUGCAGGCUCAGAAACGUCUCCUUGAACCAAGACUUGAAUUUACAAAGAACAUUCCUGGAGGAUCAACGAAUGAAGAUUACUUUGAAAUAACAGAAGAAUAUGAUGCUGAUAAGGAAAAGCUAUGGAGAGAGGAACACAGGAAAAGUAUACAGAGACAAAGAAAGAAAGAGAAAAUAGAGAGAAAGUCAAUGGAGAAAGAGAAAACUCUUACAGAUGAAGAAAUAUGGAAGAGGUUGGAUGAACUAGAGAAACAGGAAUCUGAACGCCAGGAACUUCAAAGAAUUUCAGUAGAAACAGCUGAUGUCGAUUUUAUGAAAACUUUGCAAGAGGACAUGUCAGUAACUUCACCAUCACAACAUCAAACAACCAGAAAAGUUCACUUCCAAGAAGAAGAGGAGUCAUCUUCCAUGGUAGAGUCUGAAGAAGAAAGUGAAAUUGGAGACAGUGAUGAUUUCUCAAGUGAUACUGAAGAAGAAGAGGAAGAAGAAGAGAGUCAAAGAAGGAGGAAGACACAGGUCAUCAACUUCUCACAUGCAAAAGUAGACGAUCGACUACAACGAGAAGAAGCAAACUCAGAGGAAGAUACUUGUGAAGUGAGAAGUCCUCGGGACAUUUACAGACUCUACAAGCCAGACCCUAAGUCCAUUCUUAAAAACAGUAGUAGCAAUGUAAAGAGAGUGAAUGUCAAGAAAAAAUCUGACAGACAGAGAGCUCCAUUAAUGGGUCCAUCCUCUUCAUUGCCAACAGCAUUUUCUGGUGUUGUUGUGGAGAAGAAAGUUCCAGAACCUAUGCCAACAGUCGCAAAAGAGCAGACAUCUUCUGAAAGCAGACCACACAUUGCUGCUCAGUCAGAGGAAAUUCAGAGGCCAGUAAGGGUAUCAAAAUUCAAAGCCCAGCGUCAAAAUUUGUCCAAACACUAAUUUGUA